UACAUUUACCGGAUGUCAAACUCAUUCGCGGCCAUAGUUGGAGGUGUUGUCGGGGCGCUAGCAGUACUGGCAAUAGCUAUUGGCAUCGCAUGUUACUGUAUAUCGCAGUGUAGAAAUUUAUCAAACAGGAAUUCAGAUACGGGUUCUUCAGAGCCACCUGCAACAGUGGAGAGGAAAAGAGGAGGUGUACCCAGUUCAUCCGCAGCCACCCCACCCGUGCCUGGACCACACGGAGCUACACAGUUCACAAUGGAAGAGUUGGAGCAAGCUACCAAUCUGUUCCAUGAAAGCAAUCUCAUUGGAUAUGGAAGUUUUGGCCUUGUUUACAAAGGGCUUCUUCGUGAUGGCAAUUUUGUGGCUAUCAAAAGGCGUUCUGGUGUCCCUCGACAAGAACUUGUUGAAGAGGUCACUUACUUAUCAGGGAUUUGGCACCGCAACCUACUUGCACUCCUAGGUUACUGUCAGGAAAGUGGAUAUCAAAUGUUAGUUUUCGAACAUUUACCUAAUGGCAGCAGCAUGUGCAAUCAUUUGUAUGAUAAAGGAGAGGACUCGGCAACAAAACUGGACUUCAAGCAAAGGCUAUCCAUAGGUCUUGGGGCAGCUAAAGGUUUAUGCCACUUGCAUAGCCAGAAGCCUCCCAUAGUGCACGGAAACUUUAAAACAGCAAAUGUCUUGGUUGAUGCAAACUUCAUUGCUAAAGUUGCAGAUGCAGGGGUUUGCAAACUACUUCAAAGAAUAGACGAUGCAGGUCCAUCUAGCAGGGCCAGCGGCAAUGUUUUCCAAGAUCCGGAGGUAGACCAAAUGAGGAAUUUCUCUGAAAUGAACGAUGUGUACAGCUUUGGGGUAUUCCUUUUGGAGCUUGUAACUGGUCGGGAGGCUUCACAUAUUGACUCAUUCGGAUCUAAUGAAAGUAUACUUCAAUGGGUGGAAACACAUUUAAGUUCAAAUGAUUUUGUGGACCGUCGACUAGUUGGAAGUUUCACUACAGAGGUAAUGAAAGAUUUUAUCAGGCUGACACUGCAAUGCAUGAGUUUUCCAGGAGAAAGGAGACCAAAGAUGGAAAUGGUUGUCUCAGAGCUUGAUAGAAUACUUGACAAAGAGAUCACACUCACCACGGUAAUGGGUGAGGGUUCCACUACGGUUACUCCAGGAAGUGAGCUAUUUUCUUCAAGAUGAGAAUGAUUAGAGAAGAAGAAUAAGAAUUUGUUGAUACUGAUCUUUUUUUGGUAAGUUUGUGGGUACUGAUCAUAUUUGAAUGAAGCUUAAGCUUAUAUAUCCAUAUGAGCAACCAGCAGCUAGUGAACUAGCUCUGGUAUGUAAUUUUUUUUCCCAUUAUUUAUUUUUCUUGGGAAAAUGGCAAGGGAAACUUAAAUUACUGAGAAAUAGGGUGGGGGGUGUAAGUUAUGAUCCUAUAUCUUUCUGAUACCAUAACAGAGCAACCUCUAUCAUAUAGAAAAGGGUAUCUUGGAAAUGUUUAUAACUUUGAGUCCCAAUUAGUUACAUAAUCUUGUUUGAUAACGCAGAUUUUUUUUCUUUGGAAUUGUAAAGCACCUAAUCAGGAUCAGUGAAACAUGAAAAACAAAGAACAAUAAAGAAGAAUUGUAAAUUGCACACAUGCAAGAACAUAAGAUUUAUGUGGUUCACCCUGAAUCUAGGGUUAUGUCCAUGGUCAUUGAGGUUUCACUAUAUGUGUGUUCUUUCACCAUUAUAGAGCAAAACCGAUAAUGAAACAAAGCAAUCACCAAAAGCGGACUUGUUGAGAGAGAAGUAGUUUCUAGUGUCAGAAUGCUUCAAAUUUUUACUUAAUCAAGAAACUUGGUCGAGCAGACUAGAGUACUUGAGCUGGAUACGGUUCUAAAAGGCAGUUUUACUUGCUAGAAAGGUCGCUCGAGCAUACUAUCGGGCAGCCUCUUGGGAUGGACUGGCAGUUUGACUUACUAGAAAAGCUACUCAAGUGGGUGAUUGAGCGGCCUAUGUCCUGCUCUAUUUUCUACCUCUGUUUCAUCUUCUCAUUAUGACAACAAAUGUUGGAUUGAUUUCCUAGUUUCAUAUAUUGAUACAUUAAUUCAAAAACCAUCAUUAUAGUUUUUAUAGUCAACAUUUCACACCCAUGUGUUGAACCUUUUCUUUAACAAUAUUAUUAUCUUCCAACACCAAAUUCGGAUCAUAUCUAUCAGCGUUUCAAUUCAUUGACUAGUGGUACGAACACAUUUUUUAUCUUGAAUCUCCUACGCCAUAUAGAUAUACAUUAGAUAAUCUAGUGGGAUUAGAAAUCACUUCCAAAGACAGCUGAUUAAGUUCCACUCCAUAGUCAAUUCUACUUUUAAGUUUUUCAUUAUCUUGUGUUUCUCAAAUUCACUGAAUUGUGUCAAUUUUAGGCUUAUUGAAUAAAUUGUUAUUAUUAAUCAAUUGAAGCGCCGCUUUUUCCAUCAUCAAAUACAAAACUUGAUAGUAAACAAUACAGCAAAAAAAAAAUGCAGGCUAGAGAAUAUCUUCAUUGAGUUUAUUGAAAAACUGAGAGAAAACUGAAGAAACUUUUCUAUAUGGGGGAAGAAAAAAAAAGUUGUCAUAAUCAGAAAAUGUUUGAGAAAGUAGCAUCAACUGCCAAGGUUUACAUGCAUUUGUACACUCCUUAGUUGAUUUUCCAGCCAUGGCCUUUGUCUCAUGCAUCUGUUUGGAAGGACAUUUUUGUUCUAUUUCCCAGAGGUGUCCUGGCUACAGUAAUAUUACUUCCAGCUGUCUCUGAAAAAAAAAAGUAGUAAAGCUGUGAGAGGUUCAAACAACUCAAUAAUGUCUUGACACAACAACAUUUGAUGUAAAAAUGAAUACAUAGAUACAUUUAUACCUCUAAUAUUAGCAUAAUGAUUUGCAGCCGCAUAUUCAGUCCCACUUAUGUACGAAGAAGGACAAGCAGGUGGGAAAACAGUAACAUUAUUCACAAAAAAUUAGAAUGGACAAUAAGAUGUACACAUUUUUCUUGUAGACCACUCAUUAAUUAUGGAAAAAAAGCUCUGUGACUCUUGCUUCUAUUACGCUUGGGACACCCUCUAUAGGGCUAAGGUUAUUUUCCUACUUUACACUCCGUUCGUUUUGGCAUAAAACAUUUCUGAAAAAUAUUAGCAUUUUUUGGCAUAUGGUAAGACUGAAAACAUUUCCAUGGUCAAUAAAAAAUAAGUUUAUCUGGGCUAAAAAAAUUUCCACCAUUAAAAGGUGGAAAACACUUUCCACGCUAAACUCUUACCAACACCAUCACACUAUCACCACCUUACUACCACCACCGCCACCACGGCCUCCCCACGAACACCACCACUACUACAACCACUAGCACAUUAGUUUCAAGGUUGCAACCAAACAUAAAAUGUUUUCUAAAAAAUGUUUUUUGUAAGAAAAUAUUUUUUACUGAUCACAUGAAGCGUUAGUCUAAUAGUAAAA
Messenger RNA from Camellia sinensis, 3432 nucleotides. Its product is annotated as putative serine/threonine-protein kinase PBL28. NCBI's taxonomy places the organism in Eukaryota, Viridiplantae, Streptophyta, Magnoliopsida, Ericales, Theaceae. The record is from RefSeq and is a predicted model, not a curated record. Gene Ontology annotation, molecular function: protein kinase activity; ATP binding. Gene Ontology annotation, biological process: protein phosphorylation.